Molecule: messenger RNA, 1830 nt
Organism: Colletotrichum fioriniae
Lineage: Eukaryota; Fungi; Ascomycota; Sordariomycetes; Glomerellales; Glomerellaceae
Source: RefSeq, a predicted model, not a curated record
AUGCAACCACCUGCCCGCUCCCUCUCCCAGACAACAACACUCAAACCCCUCGACGAUGGUCCCACCGGUGCUGGAGGCAUCACUCUCCCCUCGGAAGACGAAGCCCGCCGUCUCUUCGAGAGUAUGACCUUCUUCAUCGGGUACACGCAGCAUCACAUCGAUACGCGCGAGUUCUCGGACCGCCUCGCCUUCUUCUACGCCAACCUGGGUGAUACGUCACAGGCUAUAUCACAGGUGCAAAUGCCGUGGUAUCUCGAGAUGCUGCUUGUCUUUGCCAUUGGGAAGCUUUUCUCUGGUGGCUUCGACGGGGAGGAGAAGGGCGGGGGCUUGCCGGUUCCUGGGGCGAGCAUGUUUGCGCACGUACAGGCUAGGUUGCCGAGUUUGAGCGAGCUGUAUGGGCUGGGCAAGCUGGGCAUCGAGAUUCAUGCUUUGGCGGCGGUAUAUUUGCAGAAUGCGAAUCGUAAGGAAGAGGCGUAUCUCUAUAUCAGCUCAGCCCUUCGGCUGGCCACGACGCAUGGAUAUCAUCGCAAGUCGGGGACGCAACACUUGUUACAAUCGGAAAAGGUGCAUCUGAACCGUCUCUGGUGGACUGUGUAUAUGCAAGAGAGACGACUCGCGGCAGCAACUGGCAACCCUGCUGGGAUUCUUGACGAUGUUAUUGAAAUCGAUAUGCCGACAGACUCGCCAGGCUUCCCGCCAGCGCUCCCUCUGCGAACCAAUAUCAAAAUCGCGAGGGUUACUGGAAGGAUCCUAUCAACGAUUUACGGGCCAGGGAACCACCCAGAGGAGACGUUCGUGCCAAACGUGCAAGAAAUUGUCCAGUCAUUGUACUGGAUUGCCAAGGAGAUCCCAGGCGAGUUCUCGCCCAAGCUGUCAGAUAUGCCGUCCAUGGAAGGAGACGUAUCUUUGAGAACAUCGGCGUAUCUUCACAUGAUGCUAUACCAGGCGAUUCUACUGACGAUACGACCUGUGAUGCUCCACGUCUCAAAACUGAUAUUUGACGAGGAAAGUGGAGGAAGUCUAAGCUUGGGAUCCUCGCCACUCGGGAGAUUGAGUCGAACGUGUUCAGAAGCGGCCCGUCGACUGUUGGAGGUCCUGAUGCUGCUACGGAAGAGGAACAUCUUAACAACUUUUGGCUUCUUUGAUUUGGACGCCAUCUUUUCGGCUGCUUUCAUCAUGAUCCUGACGAUGACGAUCGACUCGACCUGCGACGAGAGUCAGAAAUUGGCACCCAGCCCAGGAUUAUCAGAAGCAUUGGAGAUUCUCGACUACCUCGUGGGCCGCGGUAACGAAUUUGCGCUCCAGCGGGCUAGAGAAGUCAGGCGGAUGCGAGACCAUCUGUCCACGUUUCUGGACAUUCCCAAGAACAGCCCGAGCGAGUUUCGGUCAAAUCCCCCCGUGGCUACAGGAUCGGGACCCGGCGGCGAGCAGCAGUCGCCCGCAACGUUGGCGGUGUCUACGUCGUCAGAGGAAAAGGGUGCCGGUGAGGAUGCCAGAUCACGUCAGCAGAGCUUCCGAGAUAUGACGAUGCGAGGUUCGGUGGAGAGAGGGGGGCUGACACCGUCGGGGAGUAGCAGGGCGAGCCAACUGGGAUCGAGGAGUCUACUGGACUCGAGUUUGUGGAACGAUAUUUCGUAUCUUUGGAUGCAACCCGCCCCAGGAGCUGAGGAUUCGCAGGCGUUUGACCAAACGGAAGGGAUGGCUGACCUGUUGCCCGAAGAUGCGUAUAAUUGGAACUCGAUCUACCACAACCAGGAUCUAGCCCUGACUGGUCAAGAUCUGGGGGAUUUUGGAGAAUUGGAGAGGCAUAUCCUAGGAUUCGGCGGAUAA